Crotalus tigris (Tiger rattlesnake) is the source of this 2783-nucleotide messenger RNA. RefSeq names its product leucine-rich repeat-containing protein 18-like. Lineage: Eukaryota; Metazoa; Chordata; Lepidosauria; Squamata; Viperidae. The coding region runs from base 1277 to 2047 and encodes 256 amino acids. The record is from RefSeq and is a predicted model, not a curated record. The transcript is spliced from 2 exons. Gene Ontology annotation, molecular function: protein binding.
UCUCUGAACCUGCAGAACUUAAGAGGCGGCAAAGGUUCUGACUGCCUGCUAAAGGGGAAACGUAACAUAUUUUUAAGAUCACCGCUGGAUAAAGCUCCCUUCAUGGUGAGUUAUGAAACUCAGAAUAUUCUCCAGCCCAGAGAAUUGUUCCUGCAAUGCAUGAACCUUAUUCCUGUUUGCUUCGUUUGCAACUCUCACCUCUCCUACAAUCCAUUUCUGUUUUCUUUCUCGCUGUCACCGUUUUUAAUGUUUUAAAAGAUUUUUUUUUACUUUUUUCCAUAACAAUAAGGGACAAUGGAGGCUUUUCCUUUAGCUCAUGUUACUGUACAAUGUCCCUUUGUUAGGCAAGUCUGCCUCUAGGACUAGGAGGGAUUUGCAGAUCAAGGUCACAGAUUCCUUCCGUAUCUUUUGUCCGGUGUCCUGCCUCUGUUAGGCACCGAGGCAUCGCUUCACGCUUAGCAAAGUAUAUUUAACAGUAGCACUUCGUUCAUAACAUAGUUUCAUAUUUCUGCUGUGAGUUUAAGCACUGCUAGGGCUUUUUCAAUGAUACUUUACUUGCACGUAUAGUGCUGGAGUGAACUAUUCCAUUUAUUCAUUCAUUCAUUUACUUUUGGAAGCUCUCACCCUCCUCACAGAAACGAAAUGCUGCCAGACGACCGUGCCAGUAGCAGUUACCAAUUGAAACUGGCGCAAGAGUUUGCCUGACCUUGACCUUGGCUGAUUCAGAAGACCCAGAUCAAAGGAAGGGCUCAUUCUUGGCUCUCCAUAACUGAGGGAUGACGGUGCCCAGAGCGUUUGUCUCUGCUGGGCCUUCAUGAUGUGCCCUCCUCAUUCCUCUCCUGUUAAUGAAGAAGCUGACCUCCAUUCUUAGUGGUCGGUCGUUCUUACCAUUUUGAGUUAAUUCUCCUUUUCCUUUCCUGAUGCUCUCAUCUAGUUGACGACUAGUGGUGAGGGACAGGAGAAGCUGCCCGGUUCCUGUCAGGUACUUUAUGAAGCUGCAGGGAAAUUUCCACAUCCACACCGACACCUCACACCCCCACCCGCCACUCCUUGUGCUCCACGGCUAUUUUGGCAAUGAAAAUUGGACCCCUGACUUCCACAGAGACUCCUGCAGCCUUAAUGCAGUUUCCAAAGCAAGGACUCCUUUUGAAAGAGCACCAGACUGACUUUUCAUACUACAUGGAAGGCUUCUAAGGUCCAGCCUCGAGCGACACCUGCAGAUAUCACCGGGAUACCUUUCCAUGCCCUCUGAGGGGCCCCGUUUCCAGCCAGAGAGAUGGCCAAGGGAGGAGCCAAACCCCCCAAGGGGAAGAAGGUCACCUUGAAGGUGGCCAAGACCUGUAUCAAGAUCACCUUUGAUGGGAAGCGCCGUCUUGACCUGAGCAAGAUGGGCAUCACAACCUUCCCCAGGUGCAUCCUAAAGCUGGAGGACAUUGACGAGCUGGACCUGAGCAGAAACAUGAUUAAGAAAAUCCCGGAGUCAAUCGAUAAAUUCCAGAACCUGCGCUGGCUGGACUUGCACAGCAACCAGAUUGACAAGCUGCCGGAAACCAUCGGGAACCUGCAGAACCUCAUUUUCCUCAACCUCUCCAACAACAAGCUGACGGCCCGCAGCUUGCCCAUGGAGCUGAACCAGCUCAAGAGCCUGCGAAACCUUAACCUGGGCCUCAACCACAUUGACAACCUCCCGACCACCCUGGGGGCUUUAAAGGAGCUGCAGGAGGUUGGGGUCUUCGACAACCUGCUGACCCUUAUCCCGAACAGCGUCGCAAAGCUCCCCAAGCUGAAGAAGCUAAACGCCAAGAGGAACCCCUUUCCUGGACCCACCGAAGAGGAAAUCUUUAUUGAUAACAUCAAGCGCCUCGAGACGCUCUAUUUGGUAGAAGAGAAGGACCUUUGCCCCCCCUGCCUGAGGAAAUGCCAGGAAGAGAGGGACAAGCUCAACAAGCUGAAGAACACGGUGCCUGCCCCCCUCAGAAAGCCAAAUUUCUCAAACCUCAUGACCCCCAACUCCCUGGCAAAGGAGAAUCAAGCCGAGUGGAGGUGAAGAGGCCGCCAGGCCCAUCCCCACCUGAGCGACUCAGCGCAGGGCAGAGCAACUGUGCACCCCUUCCUGAGGAACGAUCCCAACUAAUAAAACAGCACUAGGUCACGUGUGACUUCUAUGAUGCUCGCAGACCUGUGUCAAUCCAGCACACAUUCCCACAGCAAGAGACCAGGCUCUAAAACCUGCUAUCCCCAGCUUCUCUCCCACUUGCCCCUGGAAGCAGACCUUCCGAUAGGUGCCACAGCGGUGAAGGCCUCCCCUCCCCUCUUCUGACCCAACAGAGCCGGGCUGGGCCUUUGGCCACCAGACACAAGAGGGGCACCCCAAGGUAGCCCAGGGCUAGAGGCCUGCUCUCUCCUCCUUCUCAGAGGUCCCAAGGUGAUUGGCUGCCAGAGGCAGGAUGCUACCACCAAAAGGAAGGGGCGGCUUUGCCUUUUAGAACCAGGCUAGUUUCCCUUUCCAGUUCAAAACUUGGAUUUUGGGAAGAAGAGCCAAGGGUUGUCCCCGUGUCCUUAACCCCUCCAUGACUAACAAUAUUUAGGAGCUUGAGGUCCUGAAUUAGAAAAAUCACAGAGGGGUGAAAUCUAUUCUUCUGAUGAUUCUUGCUCCUGGCUAAAUCCAGUCAGGUCCCAAGGAUCAUUAGAGAGCAGCCAGGCUGCCUGCUCCAGCGUGUCUCUCUCUUACCAACAGAUCACAUGUUGCACCUCAACCUAGCGAACAACAAUUGCAAUUCUUU